Pyricularia pennisetigena is the source of this 273-nucleotide messenger RNA. RefSeq lists its product as uncharacterized. Lineage: Eukaryota; Fungi; Ascomycota; Sordariomycetes; Magnaporthales; Pyriculariaceae. The transcript is spliced from 2 exons. The coding region runs from base 1 to 273 and encodes 90 amino acids. The record is from RefSeq and is a predicted model, not a curated record.
AUGCACAAGUCCGCCGAAUCUGCCGUUGCAGGGCUCAAAGACUCGCGAACCUGCCAAAAUAACGUCGAAUCCCAGCGACAGGAGGACCGUAUUAAGCAAUUGGUUCGUUUCAAAGCACCAACCACCGCGGCGGUGGCGGACAAUCUUCUCAUAGAGACGCGUCGGCGAAACACCGAGCCCUUUGUGCCAGGAGUAAUGAGCCUGAAGAUUCUCAUAAGGCACGCUGACAAGAUGGUGCUUCUUGAGAAGGGCAGAAAGGCUCAAGACACCUAG